AGGAUGUAAAGCAGAAAUCGUCAGAUCCUCAUGUCUUUCCUACAAAAGAGUGGUAAACAGAGUAGGGUAUGCUAAGUGUAGGGUGACACGCACCAACUUACUUUAUACAGAUCAUGGGAUCAUGUUGUUCACGACAGAAGAAGACCACGAGGAAGGGUAAAGUGGUUUACGAGUACGACAAAGUACCGGACAGUUUCCACUCCCCCGACUCUCCCGACAAAGUUAACCAACAUCUUCACAUACAGCACAUCAGCGAACGAGAUGUUGUAUCACAAGAUCUGUUGCCGGAUGAUCAGGAGAACGGAACGAUGUUCCUGCGGAGAAUAACCAUGGACGAGGGAUCACUCCGAAGAUCCCUGAAGAACAGACAUCGCGGUAAAGGUUCUCUCAGCUCCGAUCGCGGGUCGCCAAGCACGCCAUGUCAGAUGCAGAAAGCUAAUUCUUGCUCGACCAUAUUUAUUGACGACAACACUGUUAGUCAACCGAACCUCAGAGCUACGUUGAAGUGUGUAUCAUUGGCGAUAUACUAUCACAUUAAAAACCGGGACAAGGAAUCGGAGUUUGUGGAUAUUUUGGACGAAAAGCGACAUCCGAUAACGAAGCAACCGGUUCCUUCGGACUACGCUAAGAACGACCCUCCAAACAACUAUAUUUACAGAUAUAUCAAGAAUUUAUUUGUGUCUGCUCAGUUAACUGCGGAAUGUGCUAUUAUUUCUCUGAUAUACAUAGAAAGAUUAUUGGUGUGUGCGGACAUAUGCUUGCAGCCGACUAAUUGGAAACGAAUUGUAUUAGGGGCAAUUCUCCUCGCCAGCAAGGUUUGGGAUGACCAAGCCGUGUGGAACGUGGAUUAUUGUCAGAUAUUAAAAGAUAUGGUGGUGGAGGACGUAAAUGAGCUAGAGCGAGUGUUUCUGGAACUGAUACAAUUCAACAUAAACGUUCAGCAGAGUGCUUACGCCAAGUACUACUUCGACUUGCGAUCUAUAGCCGAACAACACGGCCUCACACUUCCUAUUGACACGUUAGACAAGAAACGUGCUAAAAAAUUAGAGGCUCGCUCACAAAAUGAGGAGUACGAUAAGUUGGCGGAUAUGGCGGAGUCUGGUCCCGUAAAAUGUAUAAGUCUGGAGAAUCUUAGCAAACGGCGGCCUUCCAACACCGUCAUAUCAUAGCAUUAAUUUUAUUUUGUAUAUUUUCGAGUGCACGCAUUGUAUUCAUAUAUAUUGAACAACGAUACUAUUAAUUAAAUGAUGUACUUUUGACGAAUUUUAUACUUAUCACUAAUGAUUAUUUAAUUUCACGAUGCUUUUUAAAAAAAUUUAAAAGUAUAUUAACUUACGUGAUAGGAAUAAAGAUGUCGCCGUGAAACGCCGCGCCCUGACAUUAGUGGUCAGAUUGUUAGUGUGUGAGAUACCUUUGUGCUUGCCUACUGUCAAUAAUACUGCAAAACAUCUCAUCCUAAACCUCAUAGACCUUGUUUUCUGGCAUUUAUUUAAUUUAAUUAUCAAAUUGAGUCCCUCAAAACCUGCAAAAAGUUUCAUUUUAGCAUAAUAUGCUAAAAUGAAACUUUUUGGUUCAUUAAAGUACGAUGUUUUGCAGCAUUAAAGGAUUAAUCGACUAUUAUUAUCUUAAGGUAUGUUCUCUCACAUAGUGGCAAAUUCCUGCGUCAAGAUAGCAUUAAAAUGUGGUUGUUAAACCUUCGUUGCUCUGCUAAACCUUCGUAGCUAUGCAUCUAUCAUUUAUUUAGAAGCCUUUGUGGGAACUAUUUCAAAACCCUACGGACAAUUAAUAAUACUGAACGGACUAUAUAUUAAUCUAUUAUCGAUGAUUUAUCAGGGAAUUGGGAAAUUACUCUUAAUAUUUGUUGUAUUGGAAGGUGAUCGAGCUUAUGAUAUUUGUGACGAGAGAGUUGAGACAAACAACCUCGUGGUACAAAAGAGAGGCGGAAUCUUAUGAAAAAAUGUUUGUGUUUAUAACUGUAUAACAUAGCUAUUAAAAUGAUGAAAUUGAAGUAAAACAUUUGCAAUGACGAAACUUUCUCAAAUGCUCCGAGGUUAAACUUUUGAACUAAAAAGAGUAGAGAAGUUUCUCAAACCAUUUGGUGAAAAGAUAAGAGUGUUUUACGCAGUGUUGCGUCCAUCCCCGAACCUACUUACCCUGGAACUAAAUAUUUCCGGGCAAGCAAAUUCUGUCAUAAAUUCUUAUUUUACAGACAGUAUCAUGUAGAUUUUAUAAACCGAACCAGCAAGAGUUCGGAAAAUUUGACCUAAACAAGAUCGGGAUAGAAGUUUCACUGUGCACAGUGUUCGGUUCUGCUGUUGAUUGUGUAUCUUUAAGUUUAAGGCAGCGUGCCUGUCUGCUCACCUUUUACACUGCUCUGCUAUUUAUUUAUAUGACGUUUUCUCAGAAACCACUUUAGCUUUAAUUUAAAAUUGACCGGAUUUAAUAUGGCUUUUGUAUCAUGUUUGAUGGAAUUUGAGACUAUUCAUUUUCAUCUAUAA
Bolinopsis microptera is the source of this 2498-nucleotide messenger RNA. RefSeq names its product cyclin-Y-like protein 1. Gene Ontology annotation, biological process: regulation of cyclin-dependent protein serine/threonine kinase activity; regulation of canonical Wnt signaling pathway. The record is from RefSeq and is a predicted model, not a curated record. Bases 114 to 1169 code for a protein of 351 amino acids. Gene Ontology annotation, cellular component: plasma membrane. Gene Ontology annotation, molecular function: cyclin-dependent protein serine/threonine kinase activator activity; protein kinase binding. NCBI's taxonomy places the organism in Eukaryota, Metazoa, Ctenophora, Tentaculata, Lobata, Bolinopsidae. The transcript is spliced from 11 exons.